Molecule: messenger RNA, 3190 nt
Organism: Podarcis raffonei (Aeolian wall lizard)
Lineage: Eukaryota; Metazoa; Chordata; Lepidosauria; Squamata; Lacertidae
Gene: TMEM229B
Product: transmembrane protein 229B
Exons: 2
Coding region: 609-1112 (167 amino acids)
Source: RefSeq, a predicted model, not a curated record
CUUCCAACUCUAUGAUUCUAUGAUUCCUCCAUACGUUGCUUGUUUGUAUGAAAUCCAGAUUCCUCAUCAAAUCUAUGUGUGCAAUUUAAAUUAGCAGUUUGGCUUGUAUUGUAUUAUCCAUACCUCCACAUGAUAUACGAAAAACUGAGCCUCAUUGAUGAAGCAGCAGUGGCUAGUUUUUAACUGUGUUACACAGAUCAAUCCAAACCCCUGAUCUACUGUGCUGGAGAAGAACAGCAUGAGAACCUAUAUACUUUAGUAUAGCUGGGAAUAAAGGUUUUUUUAAACGACAAUGACAACCUUACCUCAUUGAGUUUAAGUAUGCUGUUACCUAGCUUAUUCCCAGGUCAAUGGAGUAGUUGUGACUUCAUCAGUGACAACUCACAGGCCUCAAAAAGUCCAAUUAAGAUCUGACUAGGGAGCAGUUCAUAGUGUACCAUAUUCAGGAGGGUUGGAUUUUGGCCUGAAAAUGUCUCGGUGUGGGGUCUGAAUUUCUUUUUUAUAUUAUUAUAAACCAAGGAAAAGGCAGAAUGUCAACAUAGCACUGGCUUCAUCUCACAUGGAGAACCAUUUGAUAUCAAAGUUCCUGCUGGGGACUGUGCGGAAGGAUGGCGUCUGCAGAACCCCUGACUGCUUUCUCCCGUUGGUACCUCUAUGCUAUUCAUGGUUACUUCUGUGAGGUGAUGUUCACAGCUGCUUGGGAGUUUGUGGUCAAUUUCAACUGGAAAUUCCCAGGUGUCACUAGCGUAUGGGCACUCUUCAUCUAUGGAACUUCCAUCCUCAUUGUAGAAAAGAUGUACCUGUACCUGAAGGACAAGUGCAACAUCCUAGUGCGUUGCCUGAUUUACACCCUGUGGACGUAUACUUGGGAGUUCACCACCGGCUUCAUCCUGCGCCAGUUUGAUGCCUGCCCUUGGGACUAUUCACAGUUUGACUUGAACUUCAUGGGCCUCAUAACCCUGGAGUAUGCCAUUCCAUGGUUCUGUGCAGCAGUCAUCAUGGAACAGUUAGUCAUCAGGAACACCCUGCGUUUGCGAUUUGAUGAGAAUGCUGAACCCGGGUCUCCUACUGCUGCUGUAACCUUGGCCAAUGGCCAUGUGAAAACUAACUGAACAGUAACUUCAAACUACACCUUGACUAAGUGAAUUCUCCUGCCCCUUUCACUGGAGACUUUUGAUGAUGGCCUCAAAAACAAAACUCCUGCUUCCUGUAUGAUAAACAAACCUCCUGUGUUUGGAGGCAUGCAUGAAAAAAUGGAAUCAGUAGGUUUUCUAUGGAUUUUUGCUCUCUUUUUUUGUUUUUUUUAAAGCAACAAGUAGCACUGUCAGCUACCUGUUGGUGAGAUAGUUUGACUUGUAACUUAUUAUGAGAACAGUCAUAAUACCUGCAUUUUACUACAUAUGGGUGGGUGGGGGGGAUAAGAGUAAUGCUCAUCAACCUUGUACAAAUAACAAGUUAGUAGAUUGGCACAGACGCCCCAUUUAACUUAGUGAUUGGCUUAUAUCCCACUAGGCAAUAUUCAGGUGCUUGCUUGCAACCAGUACCUCCCAUGGGACCCGAGAUGCUUCAGGGUCAAGGAAAACUCAUUAGCUGUUGAGACAACCCAACAGUGGCAGUCAACUGGGGAGGUGGUUUGCCCUCUUGUGUGCUCCCUCCUAAGUUUUUUGUUUUUAAAUGCACCACAGUGUAUGAUAAUAUGGUGCUGGACAUCUUCCUGGAUUUCUAUAAAAUUACUUUUUGACUCAUCCAUCCUGAGGCUCGCUAGAGACCUUCUCCCACUCCCAAUAGUCUUUUUAAAAAAUAAAAUAAAAGUCUCUUCUGCUGGAUUAAUUAUAUCAUUACUGUACAAGUUGCAUUUUUGGCCAAGGAGCCCAAAACGGGAGAGAAAUGGCUGAAGUCUUCCCUGCCUCCUAUCCUUGUUCUUUGUAAUAGAACUGAACAGAAGGGCUGCUUCAGCUCCGAUUCGCCCCAUAGUAACUGUUCACAUUACCAGGAUCCUCUCUGCCUUCCUCCCUUGAGAAUUCUGUCACCAAUGAUACCACUGGCAAUAAUUGUGGACCAUUGGCCCAGGUAUUGAAGUCUCUGUGUGUCUCCUGGAUUUAUUGGGAAUUAGAAUUGUGCAAGACACUGUGCAGUGCUCAUCUGCUUCUACAGAUCUUCGGGAAGCUAUGCUUGAUGUUCUUCUCUAUGUACUUAACAGCAGUAUUAGGGGUGCAGUAAUCUCUCUUCAGAAAGCUAUGAGUCGCUGGAGGUGAUAUCCCACUGCUUUAUGGUGGGGAGUGCUGAAAAGCCAUUCUCCAGGAUCUUCCAAAUGGAUUGUGACCAGUGUAGGUAGGACGGGAGGCAUUCUCGAACCACCUUCCCUAAGGUUGGCUCCCCAGAGAUUGCUGAACCACAACCUCCAUCAUCUCCAGCCCACAUGGCCAGUGGUCAGAGGUUAUGGGGGUUGCAGUUCAACCUCUGGGGGACCCAAAGUUGGAGAAGGCUGUUUCAGAGCCUGCAGAAAGUAUGAAAGACCGAAGGACAGCUUAAAUUAACAAAGCAUCCAAUAGCCUUAAGAGGAGGGUAUGCUGUUACUAGACCUCCUGGGUAAAAAUAAAGAAAGAACCAGGUAUCAUUUGCACUGAACGGAAUUGAAUUGCACUAGCAAUGAGUUGAGCUUGGGAUGCAAGUUUCUUUAUGUGGCUGCAGUCUCAUCUUCUGUGGUUUGUUUAGAUGAGGCCUGCAUUAUUGUUUGACUGACCAUUGACUGUUUUCUCCAUCUGGCAGUCAGUUAACACAGCUGUUGUUUGUUCUGUUGAAUUUCAUUCUACCACCCAGGAUGGGAUCUGCAUUGUUUUAUGAAUAAGAAUAACUGUAACAGUAUCUUGUCUUGUAUUUUCGAAGUGUAAUUAGUUUGUUCUUCCUAAUUUUCGCUCAGGUGUGAAUCCAUUGCGGGCAAUGGAUCUGCUGGAGCACUGAAAGCAGAAGCUUAUUCAGGUCUGCCCUGUUUUAGACACGUGUCUCCUGAAAUACUCAGCAAACACACAGAGAGAUUAGCGUUCCCAUUUAUCAUUCAUCCAUUUUAUAUUGAAUUAAAUUGUGUUUCCUGUCUGAGGCAGUGCCAUGCAACAACAUGCUGCAAUAAUGGUCAGCUGAGUGGAAAAUAAAAUGGAGGAGAUAUUUAUUGGCUAUGGAAUCACAAUCUUAA